Messenger RNA from Eruca vesicaria subsp. sativa (arugula), 513 nucleotides. The record is from the annotation of a GenBank genome assembly. Lineage: Eukaryota; Viridiplantae; Streptophyta; Magnoliopsida; Brassicales; Brassicaceae.
AUGAAGGUAAGUGUGGAGAUCAUAACAGGGACAUUUAUAGAUACGGAGGUGAAUGAGAAUGCGACGGUGAGGGAAUUAAAGGAGAAGAUUGCAACGGAGGUGCAAUUAUCCGUGAGUCGUUUAAUACUAGUGGUUGGACAUGAAGAGGAGAGAAGAAUGGUGACGGAGGAUGAAGAUGAAAAGAAGUUGAAAGAUUUAGGAGUGAGAGAAGAUUCUCAUAUGUAUUUGUUCUUUAAGCAUCCUGACUUGGUUUACAAGGAAGAGAAGCCUCAAGGAAAAGAAGAUGAUGCUUCUAUGAAAGAGAUAGCAGAGAGUAAAAGGGGGAACGGAGAAGAAGAUGAAGAGGCAAAGGAGAAAACACACGGUGAAAAGGAAGAUACAGCGAUGAAGAAUGGUGAAGAAGAUAGAGAAAAAGAGAAGAAGAAUGUAGAAGAAACAAAGGACAAUGAAGAUGGAAAAGAGAAAGCAAGUGAAGGUGAAAAAGGAGAGAAUGAAAUGGAUAUGGUUUCUUGA